Messenger RNA from Aspergillus welwitschiae, 804 nucleotides. RefSeq lists its product as uncharacterized. The transcript has a single exon. NCBI's taxonomy places the organism in Eukaryota, Fungi, Ascomycota, Eurotiomycetes, Eurotiales, Aspergillaceae. Bases 1 to 804 code for a protein of 267 amino acids. The record is from RefSeq and is a predicted model, not a curated record.
AUGCCUGACAAACAGCCCCUCAGCCCACUCGUCCCCAGAAGCAUUCCUCAAACUACCAUACCCAACAUCGUUCCCCACCACCAUCACCAUCACUCUUCCACCCGCCAAACAGGAAGCAACAGCUCAUCUCCUCGCACCAUGCACAAUCGCUUACCUCCACUCAUGCUUCCCGGCGCGUCCCCGCGUCUCUCAACCCUCGAACCCUUCACCACUACGACAAGCCCUUCCACCUCCUUUCCAUCUCCCUCCUCUUCUGCAACUUCAGACCCUCUGGCAGACAUUCUCAGGUCCACACCUGAUCAACACGCCCUCAACGAAGAACAAACCUUGAAGCUCUGGCACAAAAUCCUAGUCAAGAUCUACCCACCAAAUGGGGGGUUCACCCAUGACCUCCGCACCGCUGAGAUCAACGGUGCACGUAUCAUUUGCUGUCUUGUUAAACAGGUCACCUGGCCUAGACCUGGGAGUGAGCCUGUUUCUUCUCCAAUGGCCGUCAUCUUGUGCAAGGGGGCUGAUGAGUACCAUCGCAAGGAUACAUGGGAUCGGACUUCAAGUCAAUUGUCGCAGCUGAGUAACAUUCCAGGACAGCCUUGGUGCGCUGUGGCGUAUGGGUGCAAGUUGGUGUGCAUGUAUAGGUGUACACAGAAGUUUGAAGGUUUUGAGAUGUUUAGGACGGGGAGUUGGAUGUUUGAUGUCGAGGUUCGGAAUGGGAGAGUUUUGUUGAAGCAGCUUCUGGAUGAUGUCAAGUUCGGGAGGUGGAAGGCUAUGAAUAAUGGGAGAGGGCCAAAUCUUCGUGGGCUUUAG